GAAUGGUCCUCACUCUAUCCAAAGCCACGGCAGGUGUAGGGCGUCUGGGCUUGCACACCGGGAAAAUGACGAUUCGGCCACUUUUCGCCGUCCUGCUGGUAGCGGUUGCCUUCGCAGCCGGCGCCGAAGAGGUCAAGGAAGAUGAGGGCGUCCUCGUUUUAACUAAGGCCAAUUUCCAAGAAGUCAUUUCCAGCAACGAAUUUAUCCUCGUCGAGUUCUAUGCUCCCUGGUGUGGCCACUGCAAAGCCCUUGCCCCUGAAUAUGCCAAAGCAGCCCAGAAAUUGGCUGAGAGCGGCUCUGCCAUCAAGCUUGGAAAGGUUGACGCUACAGAGGAGCAAGAGCUGGCUGAGGGCCAUGGUGUCCGUGGUUACCCCACCCUUAAGUUCUUCCGUAACGGCAACCCCACUGAGUACAAUGGUGGCCGUACUGCUGAUGAGAUUGUCAACUGGCUGAACAAGAAGACUGGUCCUCCUGCCAAGGCCCUCGCCACUGUGGAGGAGGCCAAGGAAUUCGUUGAGAAGGCUGCUAGUGUGGCUGUCAUUGGCUUCUUCAAGGACCAGACCUCUGAUGCUGCCAAGGUCUUCCUCAAUGUUGCCGCCAUGGUUGAUGACUAUCCCUUUGGUAUCACCUCUGCUGACGAUGUCUUUGCUGAGUACAAGGUUGAGGAUGGCAAGGUUGUCCUGUUCAAGAAGUUCGAUGAGGGCCGUGCUGACUUUGAGGGUGAACUAAAGGAGGAUGUCCUGAAGAAGUUUGUUUCUUCCAAUGCCCUGCCCCUUGUCGUUGAGUUCAACCACGAGACUGCCCAAAAGAUCUUUGGAGGUGAAAUCAAGUCCCAUCUGCUCAUGUUCCUGUCCAAGGAAGCUGGACACUUUGAUCAGCAUUUGGAGAGUGCUCGCUCUGUUGCCAAGAGCUUCAGGGAACAGCUCCUGUUCGUUACCAUCAAUGCUGAUGAAGAGGACCACGACCGUAUCCUGGACUUCUUUGGCAUGAAGAAAGCUGAGGUUCCUGCCAUGCGUCUUAUCCGAUUGGAGGAGGACAUGGCCAAGUACAAGCCUGCUGACCCCAAGCUUGAUGCUGACAACAUUCGCUCAUUUGUCCAGAGCUUCCUUGAUGGCAAGCUGAAGCAACACCUGCUGUCUCAGGACCUUCCUGAGGAUUGGGAUAAGAACCCUGUCAAGACCCUGGUCUCAUCCAACUUCGAUGAGGUUGCUUUUGAUAAGGAAAAGGAUGUGCUGGUUGAGUUCUAUGCUCCCUGGUGCGGCCACUGCAAGCAGCUUGCUCCCAUUUAUGACCAGCUUGGUGAGAAGUUCAAGGACAAUUCUGCCAUUGUUAUUGCCAAGAUGGAUGCCACCAUCAACGAACUGGAGCACACCAAGAUCCCCUCAUUCCCUACAUUGAAGCUGUACGCUAAGGGUGACAAUAAGGUCAUUGAGUACAAUGGCGAGCGCACUCUGGAGGGUCUCUCUAAGUUCUUGGAAACCGGAGGUGCCUACGGCCAGGCUGCCCCUGAAGAAGCGGAAGAUGUGGAUGAAGAUGAUGACCAGCCAAAGAAGGAUGAGCUGUAAAUUUAUUUUAAAACACACUGAAAGAACCUGAAUUUUUACUGUGUUACCAUGUACACUCAAAUGUACCUGGGAACAUUCAGCCAAAUGUGAAAAAGAAGCGUGAUAAGGGUAGAAUGUUAUUGUGACAGAAGAAAUUUUAUUGAACUGCUUAUUUCUGCUUCCUCAUGGAAGUGGAAUUUGUUUUGGUUGUGAGCGGGAUUUCUUGAGUUUGUCAAUGGGCAAAGUUCAGUCUUCCUUUUCACCCUCAAGAUGAGUGUGAUUGUGUGAGCUAGGUGCGUUCCAUUAGUCACAAGGUGUUCCAUGAUUAUUUUUUUUUCAAAUUAGAACUUGUAGUCACAAGGUGUUCCAUUAUUAUUUUUCAAAUUAGAACUUGUAACUACCUUGACUAAUUGUACCUUCUGCAUUUCUCAUUCUAUAUACAUGUUGUUGAUAGCAUUUAUCAAAGUUAAGAUCUUUGUAGCUGUGAGACUGGAUUUUUUAAAAGUAAUUUUCAGUAUUUCAGUGAAGUCUCUUGUCAGUUGUUACAUGUGUUCCUCUUCAAUCAGUACUUGUGACUUGUGUGGAAAGCCAGCUGCUUUUUUUAAUUUUAAAUUAUUCUAGUUUUAGUGUACAGUUAUUUUUCUGUACAAAACUUAUCCUCUUUGCCCAUUCCUUCAUUGUCUUGCUUCGUAACUAGCUUCCUUUUGUACUUUGCUCUCACUCCAUCAACUUGCCUUAAUUAUAUUAGUUUCCUGUCCAUUUA
Thrips palmi is the source of this 2307-nucleotide messenger RNA. It is a transcript of the gene Pdi, whose product is annotated as protein disulfide-isomerase. Gene Ontology annotation, biological process: protein folding; response to endoplasmic reticulum stress. The coding region runs from base 3 to 1565 and encodes 520 amino acids. The record is from RefSeq and is a predicted model, not a curated record. The transcript is spliced from 9 exons. Lineage: Eukaryota; Metazoa; Arthropoda; Insecta; Thysanoptera; Thripidae. Gene Ontology annotation, molecular function: protein disulfide isomerase activity. Gene Ontology annotation, cellular component: endoplasmic reticulum.